Molecule: messenger RNA, 1137 nt
Organism: Kwoniella shivajii
Lineage: Eukaryota; Fungi; Basidiomycota; Tremellomycetes; Tremellales; Cryptococcaceae
Exons: 6
Coding region: 1-1137 (378 amino acids)
Biological process (GO): phosphatidic acid biosynthetic process
Cellular component (GO): endoplasmic reticulum; membrane
Molecular function (GO): 1-acylglycerol-3-phosphate O-acyltransferase activity
Source: RefSeq, a predicted model, not a curated record
AUGGCAUUAGGAUGGGUGUUGAAACCUCUCGCUCUAGCCUCCACAUUGGCCCUAUCCACUCUCGGUGUCUUGUCUAGGAAAUACAAAAGAGCAAGAUUCUACUAUCAUCUCACUCUAUACAUCUGUACUUUAGGUGCAGCAAGCUUUUGGGGCGUGGUGGUCAGUAUAUUAGCCACUGUAGCUGGACAACGGUUGAAUAUCAAUUACCUCGUCGCUAGGUCGUUCUAUCUCGCUUGUUCACCUGCAGUAGGAAUCACAUUCGAUGUAGAAGGCGAAGAACACUUGACUGGAUUGUUAACGGCUAGAGGUGGUAAAGAACAAAGUGCUGUAUUAGUUGGUAACCACCAAAGUUUCCUCGAUAUUCUGUAUUUAGGUCGGAUAUUCCCUAAAAGAGCUGCUAUCAUGGCUAAACGAGAACUCAAAUAUACGCCUCUUUUGGGUCAAUUUAUGUCCUUGUCAGGAGCUGUCUUUGUCAAUCGAUCAAAUCGAACCGAUGCUAUGGCAGCACUCCAAGCUGCAGGAGACGACAUGAAGAAGAAAGGUGUAUCGUUAUGGGUAUUCCCAGAAGGAACCAGAUCAUCUUCAGCAGAACCGACGUUAUUACCAUUCAAAAAAGGAGCAUUCCAUUUAGCUGUAGAAGCUCAAGUACCGAUAGUCCCUGUCGUUGUGGAGAACUAUCAUAGAUUGUUUGAUGGAAGAACGAGGUUUGAUUGCGGUACAUUGAAGAUCAAAGUAUUACCUCCUAUUUCAACAAUUGGACUUUCAUCAGAAGACGUCACUAAAUUAUCUGAAGAUACAAGAGAAAAAAUGUUGAGCACGCUCAAAGAGAUAUCAGCCCCUAGUCCUUCUGCAUUGUCUUCCCUAUCAGGAAACCAGGCUCAACCGGAGGUGAUAGAAUCCGAGAAAGCUGUCGAGAAAGAGGACGAAGAAAAGAAGGAUGAAAGUAUACAUCUCGAUAUUGAAAAGCCGCCAAUAGUACAGGAUGGCUUGAGGAGAAGACAGACUGAUGAAAUGACAAAUACAAGUAAGAGCUCGAAGAAUGGUGGUGAUUCCACUGAAGAUGAAAUGGAUGAUGAUGCAGUCUUACUCAGAAGACCAAAGGCUUCAGCUUCAAGUUCAGCUUCAGCUUCCACGUGA